AUGCCACCCCUCAGUUUGUACGACACGGCCGUCUUGCCCAUGAUACGCGUCCUCAACAUCCUCUCCAAGAUCCUCAAGAAAGGAGAAGAUUUUGCCAACACAAAGGGGAUGCCACAUUCCGAAAUCCUCGAAUGCCGCAUUGCGCCUGACAUGAAAGAGCUACCAUUUCAAAUCCAAACUGUUUCGGACACUGCCAAGUUCCUGGCUGUCCGUGUCGGCGGCGUCGAGAACCAGUCAUGGGAUGACAACGAAAAAACCUUCGAUGAGCUGCAGGCCCGCAUUGCCAAGACCAUCAAGUUCCUUGAGGGUGUGAAACGAGAGGACUUUGAGGGAAAGGAGGGUAAUGAGGUCACCAUCCGGGACAGGAAAUUCAACGCAUUGAGCUAUGUCAACGACUUUGCCUUGCCGAAUUUCUACUUUCACGCCGUCACAGCGUACGAUAUCUUGAGGAUGAAAGGUGUGGAUAUCGGAAAGCUGGACUGGCUUGGCUGGAGAUGA
Messenger RNA from Cladophialophora yegresii CBS 114405, 498 nucleotides. RefSeq lists its product as uncharacterized. The record is from RefSeq and is a predicted model, not a curated record. The transcript has a single exon. NCBI's taxonomy places the organism in Eukaryota, Fungi, Ascomycota, Eurotiomycetes, Chaetothyriales, Herpotrichiellaceae. The coding region runs from base 1 to 498 and encodes 165 amino acids.